CUAGACCUCUCAUCUCAAUAUCUUAAUACCGACUCGUCGGCCAGACAAAGUAAAAUCAUCCAUAAAAGGUAUUCCUCUCGAUUCGACCAUUCUCUCUGCGUAACCCUAUUUUCAAAAGAAAUCGCAAUCGGUAAAUUGCGUCCUGUCAAUUCUCUCAGGGUUUGAGGGAGUAGAGAUUAUUGAGGUGUAGUGUAGGCUGGGAGAAUAAUGUCCUCUGUCUCGAGUCAGCCGCAGUUCCGUCUUACCCAACCACCGUCUAAGGUGUUGCAUUUGAGAAAUUUGCCAUGGGAGUGUACUGAAGAGGAAUUAGUUGAGCUGGGGAAGCCAUUUGGUAAAGUUGUUAACACCAAGUGUAAUGUUGGGCCGAACAGAAAUCAAGCUUUUAUUGAAUUUUCGGAUUUGAAUCAAGCUAUUGCAAUGAUAUCAUAUUAUGCAUCAUCCUCGGAGCCUGCUCAAGUGCGAGGGAAGACAGUUUACUUACAGUAUUCUAACAGGCAAGAAAUAGUGAACAACAAAACAACAGCUGAUGUUGGUGGAAAUGUAUUGCUGGUUACCAUUGAAGGGGCAGAUGCACGCCUUGUCAGCAUUGAUGUUUUGCACCUGGUAUUUUCUGCUUUUGGGUUUGUUCAUAAGAUUACUACCUUUGAGAAGACAGCCGGGUUCCAGGCGUUGGUGCAAUUCUCCGAUGCUGAAACUGCCUCUUCUGCAAAAAAUGCCCUGGAUGGAAGAAACAUCCCUAGUUAUCUGCUUCCUGAACAUCUUGGGCCAUGUACUCUUAGGAUCACAUAUUCUGCGCAUACAGAUUUGAGUGUAAAAUUCCAGAGCCAUCGAAGCAGGGACUACACCAAUGCAAACCUUCCUGUUGCACCAUCAGCUAUAGAUGCAAAUGGAAUGUUUAGCGUGGGCCUUGAUGGGAAAAAACUAGAACCUGAGAGCAAUGUUCUUCUUGCUUCUAUUGAGAACAUGCAGUAUGCUGUCACUUUGGAUGUUUUACACAUGGUCUUUUCUUCUUUUGGUCCUGUUCAGAAGAUUGCCAUGUUUGAUAAGAAUGGUGGACUUCAGGCUUUAAUUCAAUACCCUGAUGUUCAGACAGCUGUUGUUGCCAAAGAAGCGUUGGAAGGACACUGCAUCUAUGAUGGAGGGUUUUGCAAACUUCACCUCUCAUACUCGCGCCAUAGUGAUCUCAGUAUAAAGGUCAAUAAUGAUAGGAGCAGAGACUACACAAUUCCCAACACUGUAAUGAUGAACCCGCAGCCUUCAAUUCUGGGGCAGCAGCCAGUUGCAACACAUGGUCCUCCUGCACAUACAUACCCUGGAGCUCAGCAUCAUCAGAUGAUGCCUCAGCCUUCUGCUGGAUGGGCCACAGGUGGUCCACCGGUACCCCAUUCUAUGCCUGCCCAAAUGAAUAAUAAUCCUUACUUGCCACCUGGAACCAUGCCACCUCAAAUGGGUCACGGAAUGAUGCAGAUGCCCAACCACGGUGGCCUGCCACAUGCUCCUGCAAUGCCUCCUUACAGACCUGGUCAUAUGCAAUAGCACGCCCUCCAUUCAGUUCUAUUAAUCUGUUUUCACAUUCAAGAAUCAGCAGAAGUGGAGCAAGCUAUUUGAAGGAGAAUGCUAUCGUUGAAAAUUAAUUGCUGGAGAUCUCACGGUUUCAAAGCUGAAGUGUCUUUAAUAUUUCUUCUCUUUCAGCGAUUUUGUAGGUGAGAUUUUGUAAACAGCAAGCUCAGGCACCUUUUGUUUGGGUCUAGGAUUGUUGUGAACUCUGGUUGUCCUUGACGGUGUUGUGAAAUAUUUCGACUCCCACCAUUUGUUUAUUACCUGGAUAAAAAGUUAAUGGACGUAAGUUAUUAUUACAAAA
Messenger RNA from Populus trichocarpa (black cottonwood), 1861 nucleotides. RefSeq names its product polypyrimidine tract-binding protein homolog 2. The transcript has 11 exons. The coding region runs from base 208 to 1536 and encodes 442 amino acids. The record is from RefSeq and is a predicted model, not a curated record. Gene Ontology annotation, molecular function: mRNA binding. Gene Ontology annotation, cellular component: nucleus. Gene Ontology annotation, biological process: regulation of RNA splicing. NCBI's taxonomy places the organism in Eukaryota, Viridiplantae, Streptophyta, Magnoliopsida, Malpighiales, Salicaceae.